AUGUAUUCUGUUUCUGCUCAACUUGCUCUGUUUCUUCUUCUUCUUAACCUGCUUUGUUUCUUUCCUCCCACUCUUCCAAAACAUCUCCUCCUCCUCUUUCUUCUUCUUCUUCUUCUUCUUCUUCUUCUUCUUCUUCUUCUUCUUCUUUCACACCAAUUAUGUAUUUUUUUUUUUGCUCAACUUGCUCUAUUUCUUCUUCUUCACCUGCCUUAUUUAUCAUCCUUCCACCCCUGCAAAACCUCCUCCUCUUUCUAUCUAUCUAUCUAUCUAUCUAUCUAUCUAUCUAUCUAUCUAUCUAUUGAUCGGUCGAUCGAUAAAUCUGCCGGCCUAUAUAUAACAUCUAUCUAUGUAUCUAUGUAUCUAUGUAUCUAUGUAUCUAUCUAUCUAUCUAUGCGUGAUAUGUCUUGGCAAACGUCAAUCAUUUCGAAAAAUACUGCUUAUCGAAUGAUAUCUCCUAUUGCUUCCAGGCCACCACGUGCUAAAUUUGACGCGUAG
Molecule: messenger RNA, 495 nt
Organism: Acanthosepion pharaonis
Lineage: Eukaryota; Metazoa; Mollusca; Cephalopoda; Sepiida; Sepiidae
Source: the annotation of a GenBank genome assembly